This is a messenger RNA of Entrophospora sp. SA101, 927 nucleotides long. The record is from the annotation of a GenBank genome assembly. Lineage: Eukaryota; Fungi; Glomeromycota; Glomeromycetes; Entrophosporales; Entrophosporaceae.
AUGUCAACUUUUACAUUACCGAUAAUUGAUAUUUCUUCAUUUACGACAACAACAAAAAAAACUCAAGAAGUUGAUGAAUUAAAAUUAAAAACAGCCAAAGAAAUUCAUGAAGCAUGUAUGAAAACCGGAUUUUUUUAUAUCAAAGGUCAUAAUGUACCGAAAGAAAUAUGUGAUAAUGUUUUGAACUUGGGUAGAGAAUUCUUUAAAUUAUCACAGGAAGAAAAAAAUAAACUUAGUAUUUCUAAUGAAGACUAUAGAGGUUAUCAAAGACUUGGAGAAAACGUUACAAGAUAUCAAAAAGAUUGGCACGAAGCACUUGAUUAUUACAAACCUAUUCCACCUACUCACCCAUUAGUAAUAGGCAAUUUGCCAUUGAAAGGUGAAAAUAGAUGGCCAGAACACCCAUCAGAAUUUCGUAAAGUAUUUGAGGAAUAUAUAGAAUAUAUGAAAGAUUUAGGGGCCAAAGUCAUGAGUGCAAUUGCUUUAGGAUUAGGUCUAGAAGAAAAUUAUUUUGUAGAAUAUUUAGAUGAUUCAUUUUGGGUGAUGAGAAUUAUCGGAUAUCCAUCUCUUAGGAGUUCAAGAGGCACGGAUAGAUUGUCUAACCUUUUUAAACCAGGAGCAUUGGAAGUUAGAACAAAAAAUGGAGAUUGGAUCCAAGCUGAUCCUAUACCAGAUGCAUUUGUAGUAAAUAUUGGUGAUAUGCUAAAUAUUUGGACAAAUAACUUAUAUCAAAGCACUUUACAUAGAGUAAUUCAUAAAAGUGAUGAUUAUCGAGUUUCAGUUCCUUUUUUUUAUGAACCAAAUUUUGAUGCAAAGAUUAAUCCAAUUGAACAAUGUCUUAAAAUCGAUCCAAUUAAACAUUACGAUUCAGUAAUAUAUGGCGAACAUCUAAUCAAGAAGGUGACUGUGAAUUUUGAAGUCGCUUGA